AUGCGGGUCACGCCGGCCCCGCUCCCGGCGCUGCUGCUGCUGCUGCUGCUGGCGCUGCUGCUCGUGGGAGAGCCCUGGGCUCGCGCGCCGUCGAGCCGCGCCGCCUCCUGCCGCCAGCAGCAGCCGCCGCCGCCGCCCCACCGCCGGCUCAGCGGGCGCGAGAAGCGGGAGAUGCAGCGCGAGAUCCUGGCGCUCCUGGGCCUUCCGGGCAGGCCGCGGCCCCGAGCGAGGCCCGCGUCGCCCUCCCGGCCGGGCGCCGGCGCCGCCCGCCAGCAGCCGCCCUCUGCCGCGCCGCUCUUCAUGCUGGACCUGUACCGCGCCGCCGCCAGCCAGGACGACGAGGGCGAGCGCGAGGGCGAGCUGGGCGGCCCCUGGAGCCUGGCCUGGGCGCGCGGCCUUCCGCGGAGCAGCGCCGCCGACGGCGCGGACACCGUCAUGAGCUUCGUCAAUCUGGUGGAGCUGGACAGAGAUCUCUUCCACCCGAAGCCUUACUGGAAAGAGUUCCGAUUUGACUUGACCCCGAUCCCAGCGGAGGAGGCAGUAACAGCAGCUGAAUUCCGAAUUUACAAGAUGCAGAGCUUCAGCUGGCAUGGCAACCAAACCCUUCACAUCAGCAUCCACGAGAUCGUGCAAGAACACCGCAACAGGGAGUCAGAGCUGCUCUUCUUGGAUCUCCAGGACUUCCAAGCCCAAGCGGAGGGCUGGCUGGUGUUUGAUAUCUCAGCUGCCAGCAACCACUGGCUGUUGAACCGCAGAUACAACUUGGGUUUGAGACUUUAUGUGGAGACAGAAGAUGGGCAGAGCAUCGAUCCUGGACUAGCAGGCUUCCUGGGCCGCCACGGACCACGCUCCAAGCAGCCCUUUGUGGUGACAUUUUUCCGGGCCAGCCCAAGCCAGUCCAGGACCCCGCGAGCAGCCAGACAGCUGAGGAAGAGGCAGCACCAGAAGACGAAGCACCCCUCCCACGCAAACAGGCUCCCGGGGUCAUUCGAUGACGGCCGCGUUCCCGAAGGGAGGCAGGUGUGCAGAAGGCACGAGCUUUAUGUCAGUUUCCAGGACCUUGGAUGGCUGGACUGGGUGAUUGCCCCCCAGGGCUACUCGGCGUUCUAUUGCGAAGGAGAGUGCGCCUUCCCCUUGGAUUCCUGCAUGAAUGCCACCAACCACGCCAUCCUGCAGUCUCUGGUCCACCUGAUGAAGCCGGAAGCGGCCCCCAAGGCCUGCUGUGCCCCCACCAAGCUCAGUGCCACCUCCGUGCUCUACUAUGACAGCAACAACAACGUCAUCCUCAAGAAGCACCGCAACAUGGUGGUGAAAACGUGUGGCUGCCACUGA
Molecule: messenger RNA, 1332 nt
Organism: Varanus komodoensis (Komodo dragon)
Lineage: Eukaryota; Metazoa; Chordata; Lepidosauria; Squamata; Varanidae
Gene: BMP8A
Product: bone morphogenetic protein 8a
Exons: 7
Coding region: 1-1332 (443 amino acids)
Biological process (GO): SMAD protein signal transduction
Cellular component (GO): extracellular region
Molecular function (GO): cytokine activity; growth factor activity
Source: RefSeq, a predicted model, not a curated record